Messenger RNA from Erigeron canadensis, 1425 nucleotides. RefSeq names its product leucine carboxyl methyltransferase 1 homolog. The record is from RefSeq and is a predicted model, not a curated record. The transcript has 13 exons. Lineage: Eukaryota; Viridiplantae; Streptophyta; Magnoliopsida; Asterales; Asteraceae. Bases 52 to 1062 code for a protein of 336 amino acids. Gene Ontology annotation, biological process: methylation. Gene Ontology annotation, molecular function: methyltransferase activity.
AUAAAUAAAUAAAUAAAAUGGUUUGAAAGAAGUAAAUAGAGGAAGACAAGGAUGGAGAAAGCAGCAGGGGAAUCGCGGAGCAACAAAGCAGCUGUUCAAGCUACCAACGAUGAUGCUUCCGCCAGCAAAUUGUCAUGUGUGAAGAAAGGAUAUAUCAAAGAUGAUUAUGUACAUUUAUUUGUAAGAAGGCCCGUCAGGAGAUCUCCGAUAAUUAAUCGCGGUUACUUUGCUCGUUGGGCUACUUUCCGCCAGUUUCUUAACCAGUUUCUGAAGUCAAACGAUGGUGGUCCUGUCAAGAAGCAGAUUUUAUCUCUGGGAGCUGGUUUCGAUACGACGUACUUUCAGCUGCAGGAUGAAGGGAAGGCGCCACAUUUAUACGUGGAACUGGAUUUUAAGGAGGUGACUAGUAAAAAGGCAUCGAUUAUUGAAACUUCUGGCCAAUUAAGGGAAAAGAUCAGUGAAGCUGCAUCAAUUUGUCGAGAGAAAGGAGAAGUAAUCAGUGAUAACUACAAACUUCUUCCUGUUGAUUUAAGGGAUAUACAAACCUUGAAUGACCUCAUAUCAGCCCAUAUGGAUCCAAGCUUGCCAACAUUUAUUAUUGCAGAAUGCGUGUUAAUCUACUUGGAUCCUGAAUCAAGCCGUGCUAUUGUUGAAUGGGCAUCAAGAACAUUUUCGACAUCAAUAUUCUUCUUAUAUGAGCAGAUUCUUCCUUAUGAUGCAUUUGGACAACAAAUGAUUAGAAAUUUGGAGAGUCGAGGCUGUGGGCUAUUAGGCAUAUAUGAUACACCAACAUUGCUUGCAAAGGAAAAACUAUUUCUCGAUCAGGGUUGGCAGAGAGCUGUUGCUUGGGAUAUGAUGAAGAUCUAUACUACCUUCAUUGAUUCUCGAGAACGACAAAGGAUUGAAAGAUUGGAAUUGUUUGAUGAGUUUGAAGAGUGGUACAUGAUGCAGGAGCACUACUGUGUAACUAUUGCAAUCAAUGAUACCAUGGGCCUGUUUGAAGAUUAUGGUUUCCCUAAGGACCAGCCUGUGACUGCUGCUUCUACACCAGUAUCUCCAUGAUAAUUAUUGACAAGAUUUGGGAACUAGUCACUUGCAGUUACAUCAAUAUGUAUCACGUGAUUGGCACAUGGUACACAGGAACUACUAAAGUACCAAAAUGGGAAAGCUUUACUUAAGUGGUUGAUUGGAUCUAGUGGGUAAUACUGGGUGUUAUUCUUUGAAUCUUCCAAGAAAAGAUAGUUUGUGCUUUUUCUCUUUUUAGGUGUGCCAAAUGCCCAAAUGAACCAAUGUGGGUCAUUCUUGUUAUUAUUGCACUAGUGUGGCCACUUUUGUGGUGGAUCUCUUUUGAUUUAUAGGGGUAAAUAUGACUUUUAAUGGCUUGUUUCAUAUAUACACAUAUAUAUCUCUCAAAAAUUUAACAAA